This is a messenger RNA of Austrofundulus limnaeus, 1662 nucleotides long. It is a transcript of the gene asz1, whose product is annotated as ankyrin repeat, SAM and basic leucine zipper domain containing 1. Gene Ontology annotation, molecular function: protein binding. Gene Ontology annotation, cellular component: pi-body. The transcript is spliced from 13 exons. The coding region runs from base 73 to 1506 and encodes 477 amino acids. The record is from RefSeq and is a predicted model, not a curated record. NCBI's taxonomy places the organism in Eukaryota, Metazoa, Chordata, Actinopteri, Cyprinodontiformes, Rivulidae.
CCCACUCCCGGCCCUCACACCUGCAGCCUCGUGCCUCGUGCAGCAGCUAGCUAGCCUUUAGCCGGAGCCAACAUGGAGAAGAGCUUGGUGGACCUGGCCUUACCUGCUGGAGAUGAAAGCGACUGCAGUGACGAUGAGUGGGACAUCGGCUGUGUGUCCGAGAGGAAGACCUCUGGCAUCAAGAAUCUGGAGGAUCAUGUACUUCAUGGAGAUGACUGUGUUACUAUGCUGAAAAAUGCCAUCAGUAAUGGAGACUCAGUUGCUGUAGAGCAGCUGCUGAACAGUGGCAUGGAUGUGGAAACCAGGCUCGGCUUUGGAUGGACUCCUCUGAUGUAUGCUGUCAGUGUGGCGAACUAUGACUUGGCCAAACUGCUUCUAGAUAAAGGAGCCAGUGCCAACUUCAGCAAAGAUCAUUGGACGGUGCUCAUGGCCAGUUGCACUGCAUCUGCAAGUGAAGACAAAAUGGCACGUUGUGUGGAGCUGCUGCUGUCGAGAAAUGUUGAUCCCAAUGUGGCUGAAAGGUCUCAGAUGACCUGCCUGAUGUUGGCAGCCAGGGAUGGAUACAGUAAGAUCAUAAACCUGCUGGCAUCCCACGGUGCUAAAAUCAACAGCCAGAACAAGAUGGGAUACACAGCUUUGUCCAUAGCAGUUCAGUACGGCAGAGAGGAGGCGGUCUUAAAGCUGCUUCAGCUGGGAGCUGACAAAACUAUAAGAACAAAGAGCAACAAAAGCCCUGCUGAUCUGGCUGUGAUGUUCAAUCACACUACGAUAGCCCACAUUCUGGCAUCUUCCUCCCACAUUCCUGCUGCUCAGGCCUUCACCUCUAUGGAAGAGAGUCUGUCUAAAUUCUUCAAGACAAACUCUGAAUUUCCAUCCUCCAAGGAAAGUGCAACCAAGCUUGACGAGCUUCAUCUUCUCCUGCACGGCCUGGAUCUGGGCUACCUGACAAACAUCCUGUCUGAAAACGACGUCACUUGGAACGACCUGCUGACCAUGGAAGAGGAUGACUUUAAAAAGAUUGGAAUCACAGACCCAGAGGACCAGCAGAAGUUGAUGAGGGCGGUGCAGCAGAUGCACAUGGACAAAGUGGACCUGAACUCAAUUAGCACUCUGGGAACUGGAGAGUUGGGGACUGAAGAUCUACAGAACUUUCUCAUAAGUGUGAGUCAGCAGUGCUGCUACCUGACGGAGACUGUUCAGGAUGUCGUCAGCCGCUUCCCUCGUCACACCUCUCAGUUGGUCUUUUCUUUGGACCCAAAGAAAGAAGCUCAGUCUGUGUGUAACCAGCUGAUAGUAGAAACUAAAGAUCUGCAAAAAGAAAUCAUCUGCCUCCGGAGUCUGCUGUGCCAGAUGGAUGAAGCCAGAGAUUGUUAUCGGCUUCCUCAGGCGUCGUCCUCUCAGAGCUGGAGCAGCUGGUUUGUGACGGGCGCUGCUGUGAGCGUGCUCGGAGCCACCGUCCUCUUCCUUUUCUGCAGAACUGCUGGUGGCGAGGUUUACCUGUGUUAAACCAGAGUUCAUGCCAACGUUUGCUUUGUUACUCAUGUUCAGCUGUAAAAUUUGUUUUUGUCUUUAAGAACUGUUUAAAGAGACUAAAGUAUUUUUGUUUCUUAGCUCCUAAUAACUUGUUGCAGUCUCAAUUCAUUUGUAGUUAUAUUUGAUAUU